Aethina tumida (small hive beetle) is the source of this 909-nucleotide messenger RNA. RefSeq names its product L-rhamnose-binding lectin CSL3-like. Bases 100 to 732 code for a protein of 210 amino acids. Gene Ontology annotation, molecular function: carbohydrate binding. The transcript has 8 exons. NCBI's taxonomy places the organism in Eukaryota, Metazoa, Arthropoda, Insecta, Coleoptera, Nitidulidae. The record is from RefSeq and is a predicted model, not a curated record.
UCACUAAACAUCUCACUGUAAGUUAAUCAUAUAAAACGUAAGAAUCUGAAAAGGACGACCAGUUUAAAGUUUGUUUUCAUUCAUGGUCUCAGCAACAAUAUGAUUCGAUUAUUUGUUGUUGUUAUGUUCAUAUCUGUUGCACUUAGUGAAUAUGGGGAGGUCGAGACGGAGGUGAUGGGAUGGAUGGACAAGGCCACAUUCAGUUGUGGACCAGGUGGAGUUAUCGAGAUAUCGGACGCAUAUUAUGGUGGUACCUACAAGACUGAUUGUAUAUCCAAAACUGUCCAAUCUUCUGUUGAAUACCUAUGUAACGGCCUUCCAACAUGCAGCUUCUCAGUGGAACCAAAAUUUAUCGGAGGAGACCCUUGUUUAAACGCAGGAAAAGACUUCAGAGUGAAAUAUAAAUGUAAAGCCACUUCCGGUGAUUUGGUUGAAACCCUUCCGGUUUGCGAAAAUGAGUCGGUACACAUCAGCUGCGGACCCAAGGCUAUAAUUCAAAUAGCUGCGGUGUUUUUCGGAAGGCUCAGUGCCGACAUUUGUCCCGCACCUUUGCCCAAUGGGGAAAAGGACUUCACCAACUUGUGCGUCUCCGGUGAGGCUGCCAACAUUGUCAGGAAUAGGUGUGAUGGGAAGAGUGCCUGUUCCAUAAAGGCAGCCCCCAAUAUUUUGAAGGAUCCUUGUCCAGGGACGAAGAAGUAUUUGCAGGUUAAAUAUUCCUGCAAUUGCGAUUGAAACUGACUGAAGUGUCGUGACAAACUUGAUCCCAAUUUAAUAAUAUUUUUACUUUACUUUUUCUUGUAUAAUUCUACUAAAUUAUUUUGUUAUUAUAAAAUUUAUUAAAACCAGAAAAGCUCAUAUUUAUAGUUAUAAAAUUAAAAAAGAAACUGAAAUAAAUGAGUUCAGAAAUUA